AUGUCGGGUAUGCAGUCAAAAGCAGCCAGGCUUCAAAGGGAGCCCAAGGAAAAGCCGGCAGCAGGCACGGACAGGGAAAUGGCCACAUCAGCGGAUUUAAAGUACAGUGAUGUAUCGGCAGCCAUGAUGAAGAAGUUUAAUGCUUUAAUGGAAAUGCAAGACAUGAUGUUUGUAGAGAUGAGAGAAAGCCUGAAAAAUGAUCUAAAGGAAAUGCUGGUUAAACGUACACCACCUGAGGUGAAGAGUUCAGAGGACGGGGGAGAGCAGCGAGAAGGAGAAGAUUCAGCCUCAGAUUGGUCUAAGCCAGGAGAGAAAGUGAAGGAGGAAAGUUCUGGAACAGAGGAGGACCCUGGAAACCUCACUGUAAAAAGUGAGGAAAAGAGCAAGCUGAGUAGGAGGCAGUACAAAAAACAACCCUACAGCAUCCGCGCCAUGAAACCGUCACUAGAGAGGCUGGGAGAAGCCCCGCCUCGCGUAGGUGACAGGUGUAGAGAGAGCGGUGGCCAUGUAGAGGUCCUAGGCGAGGACCCGAAGAAUGGGCAGGACAAACCAGCCAAAGAAAGAAGGCGUCAUCAGAAUAAAGAGAACCUCCUAAAUGUCCCCAGAGACCCCAGCACACCGGAAGCGGGAGCCACCCUCAGGCUGGCUGCUGACUUCUCAGCAGCCACGCUGGAUAUCAGUAAGCAGUGGGGCCGCAUCUUCCGCCUUCUGAGGGAGGAGGGGCUGCAGCCCGAGCUGCGGUGCUCAGUUAAGUUAGCGUUUAAAUGUGAUGGCGAAGCAAAGACUUUCUCGGACCUUGACAGCCUCCGCCAGUUUACCAGCAGAAAGCCUUUUCUGAAAGAAUUACUGAAAGAUGUACUCCCGCCACGCGAAGCAAGAAACGGAGGACGAAGAAAUGAGCUUCAAGAAAGAUGGGGUAAAACUCUAGGAGACACAAAGCAUGAAGCUGGAGGAAAAGCAAGUGAUAGUUUGAGCUUCCUCUUCAUCAACGAGGUAGAAGUUGCUAGUCCGAACGUGAAGACUGAGGAAGAAGAAACAUUGGAAUUGAAGGAUAAAGAAACUCUCAAGUUGGAGAGGCAGGAGGCCUCAAGGCUAGAGGAGGAGGAAGAAAUCAUAGAUUUGGAGGAGGAAGAGGAGGAGGGCUCAGAGUUGGAGGAGGAAGAGGAGGAGGGCUCGGAGUUGGAGGAAGAAGAGGACUCAGAAUUGGACGAGCAGACCUCAGGGGAGGGGGAGGAGGUAGAGGAGCACUCAGAGCUAUCAAAGGAGGAAGAGGCCUCUGUCCUUCAUGAAACAGGAGGAUCAACCUUCCAAGGCCUUACUGUGGUCGAAGAGCGUGGCAUUGAGAAAAUCACCAGGAGUGGUGAGGAGAUUGGUUUGAUUAGUUUGAUAGCAGAUUCUGAAUCAGAAGAAGAAGGAAAUAUGAAGAUGACUUUCCAUAGUAAGAAAAAGGAGACCUUCCAUGGACUUAGAGAACUUGCCUUUAGCUACUUGGUUUGGGACUCUAAAGAAAAAAAGCUGGUUAAGUGCCAGCAGGGAGGAGCAGCCGCCAUGACUGGUCAGGGGGUCGGGAUGCCCUGCCUAACGUUGUACUUGGCUUCUGCAUCAGAAUCCCUAGAGGCAGGCAGUGAUGGUUCUAAAAACUAUUCAUGUACAAACCUGAGUGUCCCAUCACAAGUCACACCACUUCUAAUGAACACAGAGAAGGGGAGAUACAAGACCCCGCAAAUAGAAGAGCUCUCAGCCAAAGAAGCGGACUUGAUCCAUGAAACUGAGGAGAACUUUAGAAGAGGGGUGAUCAGUAUUAUCAGGCAGAUGCAAAGGGAGGUUGAAAACAUCAAGAAACUUUACUUUUUCGACGUCUUAAAUAUGAAGAGCUCCAUGGAUGAUCUGAAUUCCUUAGCGUGCAUGAUUGAGGCAAGAGUGAAUGAGCAGGAAGAUGCAGUGGAGGGCCUGACUAAGGAGACAAUGCAGUUGGCCAAGGAGAUCGUGGAUAAAGAAAGGCUGAGAGAGAGAGAGGAUAGACUGCGGAGCUCCAACAUCCGAGUGAUUGGAAUCCCAGAGAAAGAAAACCGCGAGAAUGGAGCAGAGGACAUAAUUAAGGAAAUAAUAGAAGAAAACUUUGCCGAGCUAGAAGACCUGGGUCUCGAGAUCGUCUGCGCUCAUCGAAUCCCUAAUGUGGUGGAUGAGCACAGGCUCACGCCUAGACACAUCUUAGUGAAGUUUUGGAGUGCUGGUGAUAAACAGAAAAUCCUAAAAGCUUCUAGAGCAAAAAAAGAAAUAACCUACAGAGGGUCAAAAAUCAGACUGACAGCCGACUUAUCACCUGGCACAAUAGAUGCGAGAAGUCAGUGGUCCGGGAUCAUUAAAGUUCUGCAAGAAGAAGGCUUUCAACCAAGAAUCCUUUAUCCUGCCAAGCUGGCAUUUGAUUUUAAGGGUAAAACCAAGGUAUUUUUUGAUAUUGAAGAAUUUAAAAAGUUUAUUUCUGAUAUACCCUUUCUGAAAGAACUGUUGAACAAUAUAGUUUAG
Molecule: messenger RNA, 2526 nt
Organism: Onychomys torridus (southern grasshopper mouse)
Lineage: Eukaryota; Metazoa; Chordata; Mammalia; Rodentia; Cricetidae
Gene: L1td1
Product: LINE1 type transposase domain containing 1
Exons: 3
Coding region: 1-2526 (841 amino acids)
Biological process (GO): retrotransposition
Cellular component (GO): ribonucleoprotein complex
Molecular function (GO): single-stranded RNA binding
Source: RefSeq, a predicted model, not a curated record